Sus scrofa (pig) is the source of this 9306-nucleotide messenger RNA. The record is from RefSeq and is a predicted model, not a curated record. Lineage: Eukaryota; Metazoa; Chordata; Mammalia; Artiodactyla; Suidae.
CCGGGUGGGGUCGGGAGGCCCCGGGCACCUGCUUGGGCCAGGCGCGCGCCCUGGAGGGGCCAACCCUACUCGGCCCUGGAGUCCGGACGCUGUUCGCGGGGCUGAGGGUCCCGCUCGACCAGCUGCCCCCGGGCUCUCCAGCCUCCGCCCCGGGCGUCUUGGGAUCCCCUGCUUCCGGGCCCCUUGGCUCCAGGGGCGCUCUCUUUUUGUAUGAGGAGGCCGAAUAGUUAAAUCCCCUGGAGACCUGGGCCGGGCCAUGGGGUCGGCCCUGCUGGUGGCCUCCACUGAACCCCUGCCCCACGCCUCCGCCUUUCUCCAGGUAAACAGGCGGCGACGCGACGUGCUUGGCCCUGGACGACUCCAUGGUCACUCUCACCCUCAGACGGUCCUGCUUUUACAGUGGGCUGGGCUGGCCUGGGGGUGUAAACAGUGUCCUUCUAGGCUAGAUGGCUGUGCCUUAGGGCGUCAUUAGGCUGGGAGUCUCGGUCUUGAGGCUUUCAGCAUGUCUCUUCCAUGCUGGGCCUCAGUUUCCCCAUCUGAUCAGUAAGAGUUUUAGAUUAGUUCUCUAAAGACUCCUUCAGCUCUGCCAUUCUCCGUAUGUCUGAAAUUGGAAGGGCUGUCCCUGGUUCGAGAUAUUGGACCGUUUCACUGAAGACUUUUUGCAAAUAUGGACUUUUUAGCCACUUAAUACAAUUGGUUUCACACAGGCUUUAAAAUGAAUCAAGAAUCGUCUCUAAACCUUUCCUUGUCGUAACUCUUCCUUUGCUUUUGUUCCUAGUAGUAGUCAGUCCCAUCCUGCAGAGUUUUUGCAUGUAAAAAUUUUUUUGUUGUUUAUAUUUGCCUAUUUUCUCUUUGUUCCCAGUCAGGCCCUCUUUGCUUCACAUCUGGAUUAUUGCAACAGCUUCUUAGCUGGUCUCUGACUUCAGAAGUUCCCCCCACCACCUCCCCCAUCCUUCCUUUAUGCUAAUGCCAAACUUAAUAUAGGAAGUCAAAAAAAGAGUUGAGUGUUUGCUUGCUUAUUAAAUGUCAAGAUGCUGUUCCAUGUGGUGGGGGGAAGAAGUAGAAGGCACACUUGCAGCCUCCGAGCGGUUUACCCUGGUGCUAAGACUUUACCUGGGAAAAGGUAAUUGGUUGAUAAGACAAGCCUGUGUGCUUUAGAAUUAAGUGGGAGGCGAGAUGGAGAGGUCACUGUAGGCCAAGUGGUCAGGGAGGGCUUAGUGACGGGGGUGGGGUUUCAGCUGGCUGCUAAAGGAUGAGUAGGAUUCAGAUAGGAAAAGAAGAAUCAGGCCCAGUGAUCUUAUGGAGUUAGUGAAUAGACCAGUCUCCCGGUAGAGAAGGGUGCGUAAAGGAAGGGAACAAGAGGAUAGAUUGGUUGGGCUAGUUCCUGAAAGAACUUGAACACUAGGCCAAAGUUGAAACUGUUCUAAAGGCAGAGGUGAGCGGCAGGAGAUUAGGGGUGGUUCAUGAUCUUUUGCAGGAGGGGGAGGGAGAGAGGGCUGGGAGAUCCGCUGAAAGGCCCUGCAGCAUUUAUACCACUCUUCAAAGCUGCGUAGGUCCUCGGCCUGCCACCUCGCCCACCCUGCCAUUUUAGGGCUCCCCUUGGUUUGGCCUCUCCUCGCCUACCUGGACCUUAUUCCCUGCUUCUCCUUCUCCCGGUCUGUCUCCUGCAGAAGUGAGUUUAUGACUGCCUCUACGGCUUUGCUUCUCUUCCCCCUUCUGAAGUACUGGCCUCCUUUUUCUUCUCCUCUGUGUAAAUUCUCCAUUUCACUUCCUUCAAGCCCCUGCUGAAGAUAUACUUCCUCCAGAGGGUGUUCCUUGACUGCCCUACCCCCAUGCCUUUGUGGCAUUCAGAAUCUAAAGCACAGGAUUCAGCACUUGUUCUCUGGUUAUUGAACUUGCUCUUGUUCCGACUGGAGUGGGCGUUUUUGAGGGCAUUAUGUCUUAAUACUUCUCUCGAAACCCUUGUAAUAUCUAAUACUGUAGCUGGACUUUUAUAAUAGAUACUCAAAUACUUCCUGAUUUUUGUUGGUAAAUGACUUCUUAAGAAAAAAAAGGAAAUGCCUCCCCUUUUUAAAGGAGAAUCUUUUAUUACCAGUUUUCUCUGUCAUAUAUCAUUUAUGUCUAAUGCUGCCAUUCAAGGUGGAUGUGUUCAGCUUUCAUUCUCUGCGUGCAGAUAACGUAAAGCGAAUCUUUGAAACAUUAAAACGUUUAUUUACUCUGGAUUAUGGGAAAAGAAAAAGUCGCAACUCUUCAGUUGGAGACUUGGGGAAGGAACAUCAGCUUCGGAAUCAGACGCGUCUGGGUUUGAAUCCCAGGAAGGCUGCUUACUAGCCAAGUGAACUUGAACCAUUUAUACAAUGUCUCUGGGCCUCUGUUUUCUCAUCUGUAGUGUGGGGGUAAUAUAAUCCCUUUUGUAGGAUGCUAGGAGUUUUAAAGUGAAGAAAAGUAUAUGAAGGAGGUAACAAAGUUUAUAGCACCGAGUAACUGCUUAAUGCAUUUUCAUCAUCAUCAUGAUUAUUAUUAGGUGUAAAUUUAUCAAGGCGGAGAAAUGAUAGGCUGCUGAACCUCAUUGUAGCUCCCGAGACUUUUCUACGUGCCUCUGGAUCCUGCUUCUACCUUCCUCCUGUCAAAAAUUUGACAAACUGCUGAAUAUAGCUUAGUGAUGGACAUCAACUGAAGGCAGUUUAAUUUCGAAUAGUUAUUUUCUGGUUGUAUUGAUGGCGUGGAAAACCUCCUGGAUGAAAGCAAUUCAAGAUUGCACUUCAUGUCAGUAGAAAUGGACAGCAGCAGUUUUAUUCAGUUUGAUGUGCCCGAGUACAGCAGCACCGUUCUGAGCCAGCUAAACGAACUCCGCCUGCAAGGGAAACUAUGCGACAUCAUUGUCCACAUUCAGGGUCAGCCAUUCCGAGCCCACAAAGCGGUCCUCGCGGCCAGCUCCCCCUAUUUCCGGGACCAUUCAGCACUAAGUACCAUGAGUGGCUUGUCAAUAUCAGUGAUUAAAAACCCCAAUGUGUUUGAACAGUUGCUUUCAUUUUGUUACACUGGAAGAAUGUCCUUGCAGCUGAAGGAUGUUGUCAGUUUUCUGACUGCAGCCAGCUUCCUUCAGAUGCAGUGUGUCAUUGACAAGUGCACGCAGAUCCUAGAGAGCAUCCAUUCAAAAAUCAGUGUUGGAGACGUGGACUCUGUGACCGUCGGUGCUGAAGAGACUCCAGAGAGUCGGAACGGAGUUAAAGACAGCAGCUUCUUUGCCAACCCGGUUGAGAUCUCCCCUCCAUACUGCUCUCAGGUACGGCAGCCCACCGCAAGCAGUGACCUCCGGAUGGAGACUACGCCCAGCAAAGCUUUGCGCAGCCGUUUACAGGAGGAAGGGCACUCGGACCGAGGGAGCAGUGGGAGCGUCUCUGAGUAUGAGAUCCAGAUAGAGGGGGACCAUGAGCAAGGGGACCUGCUGGUGAGGGAGAGCCAGAUCACCGAGGUCAAAGUGAAGAUGGAGAAGUCCGACCGGCCCAGCUGUUCCGACAGCUCCUCCCUGGGAGACGAUGGGUACCACACCGAGAUGGUUGAUGGGGAACAAGUCGUGGCGGUGAACGUGGGUUCCUAUGGUUCUGUGCUCCAGCACGCGUAUUCCUACUCCCAGGCAGCUUCGCAGCCAGCCAGCGUAUCCGAAGCUUUUGGAGGAUUGAGUAAUUCCAGCCCAUCCAGAUCCAUGCUGAGCUGUUUCCGAGGAGGCCGUGCCCGCCAGAAGCGGGCCCUAUCUGUCCAUCUGCACAGCGACCUGCAGGGCCUGGUCCAGGGUUCCGACGGCGAAGCUAUGAUGAAUAACCCGGGCUUUGAGAGCAGUCCCCGGGAGAGGAGUGCAAGAGGUCACUGGUACCCGUACAACGAGAGGUUGAUCUGUAUUUACUGUGGAAAGUCCUUCAACCAGAAGGGAAGCCUUGACAGGCACAUGCGACUCCAUAUGGGCAUCACCCCCUUUGUGUGCAAGUUCUGCGGGAAGAAGUACACUCGGAAGGACCAGCUGGAGUACCACAUCCGGGGCCAUACCGACGACAAGCCAUUCCGCUGCGAGAUCUGCGGGAAGUGCUUCCCGUUCCAAGGCACCCUCAACCAGCACCUGCGGAAAAACCACCCCGGCGUCGCCGAAGUCAGGAGUCGCAUGGAGUCCCCCGAGAGAACAGAUGUGUACGUGGAACAGAAACUAGAAAACGAUGCAUCGGCCUCAGAGAUGGCCCUAGAUUCCCGGAUGGAAAUUCACACGGUGUCGGAUGCUCCUGACUAAGAUGGUAAAGACGUGCACCCACACAAAGCACAUUAAUCAAUGCCUAUUUGUGAUUUGCUUUGUUGUAACCUUUGGUUGUCCCAGCCAUCUGGAAAUCUCCUGGUCUCUUGGCAGUUUUUCUGAGGUUUCUGGAAGGAACACCUCAUUGUGUUUCUCCUUUCCCCUGCCCUCCCUCCCCCAAGCAGUUCAAAGCAUGAAGGGCAACGUAUCCAGGGAAAACAGGGCUGACAGUAUUCCUCUUUGGCUGAACUCUUCAUCCAGAAUCUGCCAGUGAUUUAGCUAUGCCAACUGGUUGACCCUCCGUUCUCUGCCAAGGGGCACACGCUCUCAUUGUGCACUGGCAGCAGUGCGUUUCCAUGGAGGGAGACAGGGGUACCGUCAGCUGAUACAAAUGGGUAACCUUUUCUAAUUUAAAGUUACUUUUAGGGGGUAGUUAGACGAUUUAUAUAUAUAUAUAAUAAAGCGAUUAUUAUAUAUAUAGUAUAUAUACAUUCUCAAAUUUGAUUUUAUUCUGGUUGAGGUGAAUGUAAGAAGAAUAUAUAAUUUAAUACAAUGUGAACAGGGCUUUUGACUCUGUCUCGUCCCUACCUAUGUUAGGGUUUUACCCCUUUAUUUCCCUUUCGAAAGAAUGUUAGUAAGUUUUCAUAUAUAUUACUCAUUGUGUCCAAAAGCAAGCAAAGCAAAUCACAGUGUUCACAGCUCUGCUUCAUGACAAACACAUAAACCAAAUGCCAUAAAAUGUACUCAACUCUGGUUGGAAACCAUUUGGAAUUUUUGUUAGUUGUCCAGUAGGGAAGCUGGACAAGCCGUGGUGCUGACCUUUUUACAUAUUGUAGUGUUAUAUUAGCCAACCCCAAAGGAGCAGUGGUUUUCAAUGUUUUUACUGGGCCUACAAAUAAAUCUACCUUCAUUCCGUACUGUAGAAACAUACAUACCAGGUAACUAAAUCUGAAUCACUCUCUACCGUGAGUUAGCGCUCACACUAAAGGAAAGGGAUUUGUAGUUCUGUCUACAAAAUUCUCCAAACAGUGUUGUGGGUUUUUUUGGGUUUUUCUUUCUUUCUUUCUUUCUCUUUUCACACAGCCAGUUCAGGUGCACAGCAACUUUUUCUACAUGCAGUUCCCAGGGAAACUGCAGAACUUGGAAUUUGUACUUUUUGUAAAGAUAUACUCUACGGGAAUUGCAAGCAAUAUAUCUAUCUUAGUAUUGUGUGUGCUGACGAGAGCCUCCGUGGCUCCCCCACUCUCAGUGUUUCCUGCUUCAAGAAACCAACAGUCAAAAAGCCCUCUAAGAUACUCUGUGUGUCACCAAAUCUCUGUGUGUCACCAUUUUUUGGGUCACGUGGUGCUAUUUUUUAUGUUCUGUAUCUCUUAGGUCAGUAUAGUUGUAGAAAAUGUGAAAUCUAACGGUAAAAGUGAAUUACAGCUUUUUUCCUCUCGAGUUUAUAGCUUGAAAAAAGACCUCAAAAGCAUGUGCUGGCAAACACAUUACUGUAUAAAAACAUACUCCAGUCCUGUUUGGGGAAGGUUUUAUUAGUACUUUAGGAAGUGUCUUCAGUUUUAUCUUUUGUUCACCCGUGUGCUUCUGGUAUACAAAACGGGCUUUUUAUAAGAUUGCUUUGGUACUGUAUACUCCGACAGAGUAAUUUUUAGAAGCAAUUUGGCGGUGGGUUUGUGCUGCAGGCCGCGGGGGGAGAUGUCUGCGCUCCAGACUCUUCCGCUGGAGAACCUUGGUCCUAAAACUCAGAACCAGUGCGUCUCCACAGAAGGGCACAGACCACCUAAGAGAAAGACGAAAGCAAAAAGCCCCACCUCAGGCUAGGCGUUAAAGAAUACGAAACUAGAUGUUUGCUGGUUUUCCACAUGCUUUUUUGGCUCUUAAAAUACCAAGAAUGGAGUUGGGGUGGAGGGUGUUUGGGGAUUUUUUGCUUUGUUUGUGUUUUGGGGGAAAAAAUCAUGCAGGCCCCCGUGCGGGAUCACCCCCCACGCCACCCCCGCCCCGGGGCGGUAGCCGCGCAGCAGUAGCGUCUCGAGCACAUGGGAUCUGUCCACGCGUGGACUGCCGCGCUCCACGUCAGUGUUACUGCGUCCAGACACGCAAAUUCUGCUGCUCCGAGGAGCGGCUUUUGCUAAUCGGGUAUAGAGUAUGCCUUUUCCUGUCAGACUGCCUAAGUAAGGGGUCUGUUCUCUCCCUGAAGCACUUGCUCCACUCCUGUCAAAGCCGUGUGCCUCAGGGGGAGGCUGGACCCCAAGUGUUUACCCACUUAAAUAUGUUCUGGGGUUUCAGGUAAAUGUUUGUGAUGAUUUUUUUUUUUCCUUACAUGAAUAAGUUUGGUUUUGAUUUUUUUUUUUUUCAAAGAAUUAAAUGCAAAAAAUUUGUAUUGUGAUACACAUGAAGUUUGUGACAAGAAAUGCCCAGAUCAAGGACAGAAGAGGUCAGGCUCAGGGAAGGACCUCCUUUUCACUCAGGCUGGGGGCCUUCCGAGAGGUCUCCAGAGCAUCCUCUAAUAAGUGAGACGAGUUCGGAGGGGAGGCCCUUGGGGCAAGCACCUUGAAUGUCCUGGUUCUUGUCACUGUGUCAGUCUUAACCUUCCUUACAUGGAGUUCUUUGUACUUGUAAAUUUGUUUUAACUGGUUUGAGUUUACCAAAGAGUGACUUAUCCAAAAUUGUCUUUGACAAAAAUAGACAUUGCUUUGAUUGUACAGUUCAGGUUCAGACAUUGUAAUGGGACUGUUAUAAGGGGCAGAAAAUUGAUUGAGUUUCUCUCUAACGAUCAUGAGUCCACAUCUUGCAAGUUCCACUUGCUCCCAUUCAUGUUGCUAACACUUUACCCUUUCCACUGCUAGCAGUGUUAAGAAAGAAUUCUCAAGCCAUAACACAGUACUGUAAGGUUCCACAGGGCUUCGAGGGAGGCAGCACGCGAAGCAGCACAGGGCCGGGCGGCCUCUCUGAGCCCGCGCGCCGGCGUGCUUCUCCGUGUGCACGGCGAGCGAGAGGUUAACUCCAUUCACAUCAGGCAGCAGCACCUAAUUGUGCCUUGUCACCUGAGGAUGUGCCAGGAUUCACGUGACCACAGAACAGAAACAUUCUCUCCCCCGAAGUUCACGUCUCCGCAGACGAAGUCCGCUGUGUAACUCCUUAGAGCAACUCUUUUUGGAAAGCAAAGUCCCUAUUUCUGUACAGUUUUAGGUUAGAUGUUUCAUUUAUAACAAAUGCAAAAAUCAGUUAAGAUGAAAGUGAUAUGUGAAGAAAUCUUUUACAGUAAAAUAUAUCCUGAAUUCAGAGAGGUUUGUUCAUAAUUGAGUCUCUUCUCGAGCUACCUUUUCAACUACAUAGACAAUGUGAAGACAGUGACAGCGUCCUUUUCUCUAGGUGUCUAACCUGUUAUUACAAACUGUGAAAGCAAAGAAUUUUAUACUUUUACUGAUGUUUGUGGUUUUAAACAGUUAUUUUCAUUCUAAUCAGUUCUCUCCCCUCUCAUUUCUACUAAAGCUGUAAAUACAUUUAGAAAUUAUAUUUGUAAAUACAGUAUAUGAAGCCGAGUUAAUUUGGGGGUCCAUGGAAAGCCUCCCAGUUGGCUUUGCCUUGGCAGUUUUUUUUUUUUGUUUGUUCGGUUUUUUUGUUUUGUUUUGUUUUGUUUUGAAAUAAACAGAAAGGAUACUGUCAGUUCACUGUUAAGCAGAAUAUACUGUAGAACGAAAUUGGUAAUUUCUGAAUCUUCCAGAGCAUGAGUAGAUGUCUUUUCUGAUGAUAGCAGUUAAAACCAAGUCUUUGUUUUUCCCUUAGCCCAGACCAUAGGCCUGCAUAUUUUUGUGUGUGGUUUUGUUUUUACUUUUGUUUUUGCAGCCUAGAUUCUAGGAAGAAUUUGCAGGAACACAAAACAAGGGCUGGGGGCGGGGCGGGGCGGCGAAAAUCAUCUAUGUGAAUGAGCUUUACUUUAAAGAAUAAUCCAUGUAUUUUAUUUUAACAAUGUUUUCCAUUAGUUACUGUGAUUUUGUUGUUGUCGUUGUCAUCGUUAUUGUUGAAUUCUGUAAUGGUUUCCUGUGAAGCCUCCACUGAAAGGGACUCAAAUAUGCAACACCUAAACUAUUUUCCAAGGGCACAUGCCCCUUGAAUGGUGCUUCUAGACUGGUCAGGGUUAUUUAUUAAAUUUUAUAUAUGAAAGUAUUGGGGAAUUAUGUAAAUUCUUUAUAUGAAACUAUCUAGUUCAUAAAUCAUAGAUUUCAUAUUACUCAGUGCAACUGAACUGAAAGUUCAGAAGAGUCAUUCAUAUUGUUCCAAGUUUGUAAUGGUUGUCACAUGUCACAUCUGUCUUUUCAGUAAGUGCCAGAGUGUUUUCCACUGUUUCUGCCCAGUGCUUGGCUUCCCGGCCCUGAAGAGAACCCCGUUCCCUCUGGUUCCCCUCUGGGUCUGGCACAGACAGGGCCGUUGUAGUUCUCGAUCAAGUCCUGGAGGAAGCCUUGCAGCAGAUUCAGUAACCAGACCUCUUGCUUCCCCUCAGUGACAAGUAUGCUGUGAAUUCAACCUUUGGACUUGCUGCCCAAGCCUUUGGUUGCUGCCCUGACUAUAGUAAGAGGUAAACUUAACCUGGUUUAUCCGAGAAUGACCAUUUUCCUAAUGUGAAAACCAUCUCUCUCACCACUUUUAUUAGUAGGGCUAACAUUUUUUUCCGUUAUAAAUGGUUGAGCAAUUUGAAUGACUUAACACAGUGUCAUUAUCUUGCAAUAUAAACUGGUAACCUCACGACUCCACACUUCAUCACCACAUGAAGUAAAUGAAGCUAGCUAAGCGGAUGCUGUAUCAACUAGUAACUUGCCAUUAAGGAUUAUUUUAUAGCAUGAAUUUUAAGACUAUUUAUUCAAAUGAUAUUUUACUCUUGUAUUCAUUUUGUUUUAGAUUUGUGACAUGAAUAUUUCAGUGCUGCUUAAUUUUGUUCUGAAUUCUUGUUUCUUGCUUGUAAAUGGCUUUUUUAUGGUAUAAAGUCAAUGGAAAUUGCUGUUUGUAAAUAAAAAUGCUGCUAGAGCAAA